CCCUUCGAAAUACAGCCGAAAAGGUUUUUUCGUUGAAAGUUGGGUAUUUGACGGCCGAUUUUUAAAAUUAACAUGUCAUCACAUUUCCUUUUAAGCUAUGAAGUCGUUUACCCAUGGUUAGGUCAGCUAACAAAAUUCGCCCCCACAAAUUCCUCCAACAGUUUUCUUAGUUGGAAAUUUAAUCUCACUGCUUUCGUACCAAUUUAGGUACAUUUUUGCUACGAUUUUUCCCAAAUUCAUACUCUUUGUUUUCGUCGCAUCAGCAACCCGGGGAGUGCAAAACUGACGCUGUCAAUAGCGAGCUAACCUCUUGUAAUUUAAUCAUGCCAAUAAAUUUUAUAAAUUGUGGAAGUCAAAGUUGUUAACGCAUUAUAUUGGCAAGCAGAAAGGACCUGGUGUUUGGCCAGGGGUGUUGGGGUCUGAAAUUAUGACUUGCACCAAAUACCCGGUUGUAAGUGGUUUUGAGGCUAUUGCUAUGGGAGUUAUUCCUGAAAAUAUUGGCUCUUGGGAAUUACGCAAUGAUCAGCGUUAUUUAUUUGAUAUGGUUUUGGCAGUAAAUAAUGGUGAAUGCGAUGAAUAUCUCGCUAGUAAGAGCCCCGGUCCCGUCAGUACAGCUCGGUGGCUUACAACAGCUUCCAGGUUACUUCGGGUAUAUGUUUCCAAAGAAAGCCCGUCAGCGGAGUUGCGAAACAUGGUAGAGUUUGUUGUGAAAGUUUAUGCACCAUUCUGGUUUCUUGUAAAGAGCCAGCCACAAGCAAUUCAUGGAAGUAGACACGUUUUUAAGUAUAUUUGCUGGAUACGCGAACUAUCAAAUGCUGUUCAAGCCAUUAUACGUUCAGCUAUAGAAAAUAAUGCAUAUUAUUUUCACCCAGAAAAUGUAUUAUUAGCCAUGAUAACCGACGCUGAUCCAGAGAUACGUAAUGAUGGGUACGAAAAAAUCAAAACAGCACGUCAAUAUCCACCAGCAGGGCUUCGCGUGUUCAAGGUCCCAAAGCGUGGCGUAAUAAACUUUGAAAGUAAGUCGUAUGUCAGCAUGAUCGAUUGGAGUCAGUUUAAGAUUACGGAACCCCCUUGUGUGCAGUUCUACCCAGAUAGUGAACUUACAAUGUUUCAAUUUUCGGAAAAUGAAGUGAUAAAUAUCCCAGGUAAAUAUCUUCAAACUAAAAACUUCACGGGUCUUAUAGUACUUUUAAAUCAUUUUUUUUUAGAGUUCCUCUGUCAUUCCCAGAAUACCGAACGGUUUGUGCGUGUUGUUAGUGAGUCUGCAAGUGCUGUCACUGAUGAAAAGCGCCUGGGCCACAUUUUUGCAAAAUUAGAAAGCCGAGACCAAUAUAAAAGCCUUGAUUCGCGCCAAAAUUUGCUUAAGUAGCAAUAAAUAUUGUAAGUGAAAUAACUUUUUUGUUGAUUAUUUUAGUAAUAUAGUUUGAAGGCAACAUUUUCUUGAAUUUUUAAGUACU
Molecule: messenger RNA, 1457 nt
Organism: Rhagoletis pomonella (apple maggot)
Lineage: Eukaryota; Metazoa; Arthropoda; Insecta; Diptera; Tephritidae
Exons: 2
Coding region: 428-1369 (313 amino acids)
Source: RefSeq, a predicted model, not a curated record